AUCAGUAUGUCUGUGGAGUUUGUGGCUUUGAUCAUUUAAUGUCCAGGCCUGUUAAUACCCUAGCAAUAUAUGCUUCCAGGGAGUUGUCUUUGAAAGUUCGUUUCAUGUUGUUCUCAUGUCUGCUUGCUGUGCUAGUGAACUCUGUAUUUUAUAAAUUAACCCAGCAUACUUUACAUAGAGUUAUGAUGGUUCUUUGUGCAGAUGUUACCUUGUCUAAGCAUCCCCUUUCACUUACAUCUGACCUUCCCAGUCAUCCAUACUUAGGAUAGUCUUUCUGCUCCCUGGAUGCUCAUAGUGCCAUUAUUUUCUAUAUAGGUAGGACCACCUCCUUCUAAAAAUUACAAUUCAUUGUCUGCUAUGAAAGUCCAAAACAGGGUUCCUUGUCUUUUUCUGACAGUUGGCAAAUGCGUAAUCUUUCCAAUCACAUUAUGCUGUAUUACCCACAUUAUCUAUAUCAGUGUCAGUAAGGACCAUUCCAUUAGGGCCAUCAUAUUUUCUGUUGCUUUUCUGGGAGAAGAGCUACUUCUGAGGGUUUUUGAAUAGUUAGUUGAUUACAGUUAUGGAUUUAUGCCUGGCAUUGUUGUUUGGAUGUGAGGGGGAGAUUGGAUGCCACUGGUUUUUAUCAGUCCUAUCAUGGCUUCCCUCCUGGUAGGCUUGUCCUGUUCUGUGGUGACUGAGUUUUCACAAAGAUUGUGAAGAACUAAUUAUUUGAGUGUAUCUGUAAUUCUUUGGGUGAUCAUCCAUGUAGUCUCAUAAUUGACUCUUCUCCCCAUUGUAGUUGUUUCCCAGUAAUUGAUUGUCUAUUCUGUGCAUAUUUAGUGAAACACUUGUUAGAAACUAAGCAAGGAAAGAAGGAAGUAUGUCCUUUAAGCAUUGACACUGAAUGUGGGAGCAUGUAUCCUGCCAAACACCCUUCAGCUUCUGAACAAAGCUCUGUGCAGAUACAAAACCUGCACAGCACAUUUGAUGAGCUAAAGUUAUAUAAAAAGAGCAAACGGGGAUCUAAUAGGUCAUAUGAUCAAAGUUUAAGUGAUUCUUCCUCUCACUCUCAGGAUAAGCACCAUGAGAAGGAGAAAAAAAAAUACAAAGAAAAGGAUAAGCAUAAACAAAAACAUAAGAAGCAAACAGAUUCCUCACCAUCCUUGGUUCCUUCUCUCACUGUAACUACAGAGAAAACUUACACAAGCACUACCAACAACUCUAUGACAGGGUCAUUGAAGAGGCUGGAAGAUACCACAGCUCGCUUUACAAAUGCAAAUUUCCAGGAAGUCUCUGCACAUGGUUCAAGUGGCAAAGAUGUUUCAGAGGCCAGAGGUUCAGAGAGCAAAGGGAAGAAGUCAGCGGGUCAUAAUUCAGGUCAAAGGGGAAGAAAGCCUGGUGCUGGAAGGACUCCUGGAGCUGCAGUGUCGGCAACUUGUACUUUUCAACAAGGAAGUUUUUUGGGAACUCCAAACAGUACAAAGUCAUCCUCUGGAAGUUCAGUUCAAUCUCCCCAGGAUUUUUUGAGUUUUACAGAUUCGGAUCUACGUAAUGACAGCUAUACUCAUUCUCAGCAGACAUUGUCAACCAAAGAUGUAUAUAAAGGAGAGAUUGGAAGCCAGGAAGGUGGUGUGAAUUGUUUUACUUCCUUAAUUAAUCUUCCUUCAACCUCAACUGUUGCCUCCCAGCCUAAUAUUUUUGACAGUUCACCUGGAGAGUUAGGUAGCUCAAACCUUACAUCCACAGGAUACAAACGUGCUCAGUCCUCUGGGACAGAAGAUGAGACUAUAAAGGAAAAGAAACGGAAAGGAAAUAAGCAAUGUAAACAUGGGCCUGGUCGGCCCAAAGGAAAUAAAAGUCAGGAGAGUAUUUCCCACCUAUCAGUUUGUUCAGCCUCCCCAACAUCAUCAGUAGCAUCUGCUGCAGGAAGUGUAACAAGCUCAAAUCUGCAGAAGUCUCCAACAUUGCUAAGGAAUGGAAGUCUCCAAAGCCUCAGUGUGGGUUCCUCUCCUAUUGGUUCAGGCAUUUAUAGCAGUAAUGAUGUAGCAGUAUCAUUUCCAAACGUAGUGUCUGGCUCAGGAUCUAGCACUCCUGUUUCCAGUUCACAUUUACCUCAGCAGUCUUCUGGUCACGUGCAGCAAGUGGGAACUUUGUCUCUGUCUUCUACACCUUCUCUAGCUACAGCUGUUGCUGCAACUCAAGCACUACCUGGAUCUUCCCUUGGCCUUCCUCCAUCUCAUGUCUAUGGCAAUAGGUUAAAUUCUAACACAACAAUGGCAUCACAUACACCACAAGCUGAAAACAUUCAGUUAGAUCAAGAUCUUGGAGACAAUAGCCGGAGUCUGGUUGGAAGGGGAGGCUCACCCAGAGGAAGUAUUUCGCCACGGUCUCCUGUAAGCAACUUACAGAUUCGUUAUGAUCAGUCUGGAAAUAGUAGUGUAGAACAUUUGCCUCCGAUACCAUCUACUAUAGAACAACUUCUGGAGAGGCAGUGGAGUGAGGGGCAACAGUUCUUGCUGGAACAAGGAACCCCUAGUGACAUUUUAGGCAUGCUGAAGUCUUUACACCAGCUUCAAGUUGAAAAUCGUCGCUUAGAAGAACAAAUUAAAAACCUUACUGCUAAAAAGGAGCGCCUCCAGCUAUUAAAUGCCCAGCUUUCAGUUCCUUUCCCAACAAUAACAACCAAUCCAAGUCCUUCUCAUCAAAUGCCUGUAUUUUCAGCCCAAACUGCUGUUAGCUCUGAUUCUCUGAACAGCAGCAAAAGCCCUAACCUGGGAAGCAGUUUCCUACCUGACAACUCUCUCCCUGUAUUAAAUCAGGAGAUACACUCCAGUGGACAAAGCACCAGUAGUUCCUCUGCUCUUUCCACUCCACCACCUGCUGGGCAAAGUCCAGCUCAGCAAGGCCCAGGAGUUGGAGGAGUUCAACAGGUCAAUGGUGUGACAGUGGGGGCACUUGCCGGUGGAAUGCAAACUGUAACAUCCAACAUUCCCACAGUGGGUGGAAUAAUUGGAACUCUGCCAGGUAACCAGCUGGCAAUCAAUGGAAUCGUUGGGGCUUUAAAUGGCGUAAUUCAGACUUCUGCUACAAUAUCACAGAAUCCUUCUCCUCUAGCUCAUACAGCUGUGCCACCAAAUGCAGUACAUCCUCUGCCAACCACACUCAGUAACAGUGCCUCCGGACUUGGAUUUCUUCCUGACCAGCAGAGACAACUUCUGCUGCAUCAACAGCAGCAGCAAUUUCAGCAGUUACUAAAUACUCAACAAUUCACAUCAGAACAGCAUCAGGCUCUUCUGUAUCAACUAGUGCAACAGCACCAGCCUGAAGUACAGCAACUGCAGCUUUCGGGAGCAGCACAGAUUCCCAUUAAUAACUUGCUGGCAGGCUCUCAAGCAUCUCCACUUCAUACAGCUGCUACUAACCCAUUCCUUACCAUUCACGGGGAUAAUGCAGCUCAAAAAGUAUCUAGGCUCAGUGAUAAAAGUGGAGCCGUUGCACCGGAAAAAAAUUAACACUUGAAGGAGUAUGUAAAAUUGCAAAUCCUGCUGAUAGCACUUCAUCAGGCUGUGAGUUGCAGGCUCUCUCUGCAGGUAUGAGGAGACGCAUCGAUGAGCUGACUGCACACUGGAAAAGUGAAUCUACCUGAAGAUGUUUAUUGUAAAGUUUGACCUUGUUGCUUUUUGUUGCACUGAAACUGAACUGUUUCCCUCAAAUUGCGUGGAACUCAGAUUUCACCUUAGAGCACUGUCAGUUUGGUCAACUGAUUGGAAUUCUGUGGCUGACUGAGUAGCCUUUUCACAUACUGCGGUGCUAAAAAUCAAAUGUUUAGUUCCAUCGCUUUUUUGAAGAAAGCAAAGAAAAUUUGAAAUUUUUGCCAAUGACAUGGUGGUUUGUCAUCAGUGUUUUAGAAGCACCAUUUUUUUUCCUCAGAAAAGAACCAGAUUUUAAGUGAUUCGUCUUAUUAAAUUUUAAAAAAUGUUUUGCUAGAGCCAGAACACUUAAGAAAUGACAAGUAGCAGUUAACUUUGAGAUGGAUUUUUCAAGAUCACUGGAAAAACAGAUCUGUUGAAAAGUCAUAGAAAUCUUACCAGAUAAGAAAGUAACUCCUGUUCUGGUAAUAUUUAAUGUAACCCAAGUGCCUGUUGCUUCCCUCUGUUGGGUUGGAAUGGCUUUAUACAGCUGGGCAUGCACUAAAUGAGUUAUAAAAGCCGUGAGCGUGUUCAAUUUUGCACCAGCAGCCUUCCUCGUUGAUCUGCCUUUACUAGAAGUGUUUGUCACUAUAGAUAGCUCAGGCAAAUUAUUACCUGGGUUGCUUUCCACUAAUAAAUUACCAAAAAAAAAAAAAAAGGGGGGGGG
Python bivittatus (Burmese python) is the source of this 4335-nucleotide messenger RNA. The record is from RefSeq and is a predicted model, not a curated record. Lineage: Eukaryota; Metazoa; Chordata; Lepidosauria; Squamata; Pythonidae.